This is a messenger RNA of Diabrotica virgifera virgifera (western corn rootworm), 3965 nucleotides long. RefSeq lists its product as uncharacterized. Lineage: Eukaryota; Metazoa; Arthropoda; Insecta; Coleoptera; Chrysomelidae. The transcript is spliced from 2 exons. The record is from RefSeq and is a predicted model, not a curated record. The coding region runs from base 325 to 1974 and encodes 549 amino acids.
ACUUGACAAUUUUUUUUUAUUUAUUUAUUAUAUUUGUCUACAUAUAGAAACAACGCAUACCAAAUAUCAACCCUCAAAUCGCAAUAUUUAAUUUACAAUGCACAUUUAAAGUUGUGAUCACCAGCUAUCCAUUUUAAAUAACAGGAAGAGCGCUGUGACGUCACGGCGCUCGUUCCAGGACAAGAGAACAACGAACUGGCAACACUGUUGCCACAAACUGUCAACUGUAAAAACUGUGUUUUGAAGGUUAGAUUUUGUUCGGAGUUCGGUGAUAAUUUAUUUUUGCUUUUUAUUAUCUGUGCUUUAAUAAUAUUAUUAAUAAUAAUGGAAGCAACACAAAAUCAAUAUUACAAAUAUUGUAUCGUUCACUUGUGUUCCAAUACCACUUAUAAAACACCCGGAAAGUUAUUUAUUCGUGUGCCUAAAGAUCAAAAACGUCGUUUAAAAUGGUUAAAGGCAUGCAGAAAAAAUGAGAAAGAUAUUUCACAGAAAACUACAGCCCAUGUAUGUGAGGAUCAUUUUAAUCUUGAAGAAGACAUUGAUAACUAUGUUAAAUACAAGUUAAUGGGUGGUCCAAAAAAAAUGAAACCAAAUGUAGUGCCUCAUAUAUUUGAUUGCCAGCAAAGUAGAAAAAGAUCUUUUGAAAAUCAUCCCAGGGCAGCAGGUACUAAGAGAACUGCAAAAAGAAUUGUUGAUGAAGCUAUUUCUUUGGUGCCACAAGAUCCAGUUUGUAUUCAGGAGAAUUUGGGCAUAGUUGCAUGUAGUAGUAAGACCAUUCACCCUAUGGAAAUUCAGCUGGAAACAAAAAAUGACAUUGAAGUUUCAAAAAGGGAUGUCUCUUCACAAACCCGUCCUAGUGUUAGGACUAAAGGUGUUCAAUGUAACCUACAUUGUGGAAUUACAGUAGCGUUAUCGCCAAUCAGAAUUAUUCCAGACAACAUAGAGAUGAAGCCAUCAACGAGUUAUGUGACAAAUAUUUCUGAAACUACUCUAAGCAUACAAAGUAGUGGUCAUGAAAAUUUUAGUGAAAGUGUUAGUGGAAGUAGUGAGUAUACUUUAACGCCUGGUGAAGUGAAAAAACUUAAUGAUGAAAAGAGAACUGAAUUUAAAAAUCUGACAAUGAAUUGUACAAUUACAAAGUUACAAAACAGACCUAGAUUGUAUAUGGGAUUACCAGAACAUGCAUACUACACAUUUCAAUUGCUAGAAAAAUAUUGCACGGUAAAUUCUAUGUAUAUAUUUUUAACACUAAAAAAAAUCAGGACUGGACUUUCUUUUUUAACUCUAGCAGAUGAUUUUGGCAUAACUGAAAGUUAUGCUUCAAAAAUAUUUUCGAAAUCUGUUCCAAUUAUAAGUAAAUAUUUAAGAAAAUGUAUAAUACAACCUCAGGUUUCAUUCGUGAAAUCAAAUUUACCUAUAGCUUUUCGAGCUCGAUAUUGUAAUAUUUACUGUAUAAUUGAUUGUUUAGAAAUAGAGAUAGAGAAACCAACUGAUGCAGUGAAACAAUCUUUAACAUGGUCAGAAUAUAAAAAAUGUAAUACACUUAAAUAUUUAAUAUGUUGCACUCCUGAUGGUAUCAUAAAUUAUAUAUCGACAGCAUUUGGGGGUCGUACAUCUGAUGCUAUCAUUGCAGAACAUAGUGGUUUUUUAAAUAGUUUACCUUCAAAUGUUGCUGUUAUGGCAGAUAGAGGAUUUAAACAUAUUGACCAUUUACUUAGGUCUAAAGGUUGUGUACUAAUCAGGCCACCGAGUGUCUCUGUAGGUACAAAACCUAGUAAAGAUGAGGUAUUUGAGACCAAACGAAUAGCUAGCUUGAGAAUUCAUGUAGAAAGAGUUAUUCGUAGAUUGAGAGAAUUUUCAUUUUUAGCACCACAUGCAUGUAUUGAUAAUAAAUUGUUGUGUUAUUCAGAUAAUAUUAUCAAAAUAGUGUGUGGAUUAAUCAACUUGCAAUCAGGAAUAAUUUCAGGACGGUAACUUUUUGUAGGUUUUACUUUUAUACUUUGUAGGUAGUUAUUUAGUUUUAGAAAAAAAUUUUAGAAUAUUUUUAAGAAAAUGGUUGGUAAAAACCUGAUAUUUCAUAUUAUUACUAUUUCACUAUUUGCAAUAUAUUAUUAUUAUCUGAUCUUAUACAAUUCUAAUGCGACAAGCCAUGCAGUUUCCCAGGACAGUACCUAACUUUUUAUAACGGGAUAAUUUUAUUAUACAGGGUGUAACAAAAAUACAGGUCAUAAAUUUAAUCACAUAUUCUGGGACCAAAAAUAGUUCUAUUGAACCUAACUUACCUUAGUACAAAUGUGCACGGAAAAAAGUUACAGACCUUUGAAGUUACAAAAAUCGAAUUUUUCCAAUAUAUAGAAAACUAUUAGAGAUUUUUUAUUGAAAAUGUACAUGUGGUAUUAAGUAUUAUGGCAGUAGUAUUUUAAGAAAAAAUUAUAAUGAAAUUUUAACACUCCAUAAAAUUUUUAUGGGAGUUUGGUUACUUUAAACCCCCCCCCCCCCCACUUUUGUGUACGUGUAUUUAAAUAUUAUUGUAGUGCCAUUAGUUAAACACAAGUUUUUAAAAACUUUUUUUUUUGAUUCUUAGUAUUUUUUCCAAAAGUCAGUUUUUAUCGAGAUAGUUCAAUAUUUGUCAAAUCCACCACAUAUUUGUAUGGUAAAGUACGAUUAUGGAGACUUGGUAAUAAUAUGAAAAUUUAUUUAUGAUUUACAUUUUUUGUAUAUUUUGAACCAUAUUAAAAAAGAAGCCACAUCUCGAUAAAAGAUGCUUUAUCAAAAAAAUACAAAGAGGCAAAAAAGUUUUAAAAACACUGUGUUUAAUUAAUGAUACCGCAGUAAUAGUUUAAUUGGAACGUACACAAACAUUUGGGGGGUUUAAAGGAACAAAACCCUCAUAAAAUUUUUAUGUAAACAUAUUAAAAAAGAAGCCGCAACUCGACAAAAACUGCCUUAUCGAAAAAAUACUAAGAGGUAAAAAAGUUUUAAAAACAUUGAAUUUAACUAAUGGGAUCACAAUAAUAAUAAUAUAUUUGGAACGUACACAAAAGUUUGGGGGGGUUUAAGGGAACAAAACCCCCAUAAAAUUUUUAGGGGUGCACAAAUUUCACUAUAAUUUUUCUUUAAGAUGUUCUUUCCAUAAUAAUGCCACGUGUCCAUUUUCAACAAAAAAUCUCUAAUAGUUUUCGAAAUAUUGGAAAAAAUUUAUUUUCAUUUUGUAACUUUAUAGGGCUAUAACUUUUUUUAUGUGCAUAUUUGUACUAAGGUAAGGUAGGUUCAAUCAACAUAUUUUUGACCCCAGAAUCUAUGGUAUAAUUUAUGACCAUUCUUUUCGGGACACCCUGUAUAAUUAUUCGACAAAUUUAAUUUUGAACUCUACUGACUGCUUGUUACUCCUAAAAUUUUGAAAAAAAAAAUAAGUGAAGUAACUGUAGAUGGCACUUGAUUGAAUCUCCCAUCAUAUGGCGAUAGGUAAAAUCGCUAGUGCUGAGUAAAAUAUAAGCAAUAAAUGUAGUAAACGACAGUAACUUUUUGUAUUUUUUAUUUUUAUACGUUGUAGGUAGAUAGUUGAAUGUGUGCACCGAACAAAGUUGUAAGCGCCACAUCACUCGUUUUUAUGAAAUCGAAAAAGACAUUUUAAAAUUAUAACAAUAACAAGUUUAAACAUUUUAAGAGUUAGUAAUAUACUUAGUUUGUAAAUACAAAGUACAACCUGUAUUACUCACCCUUAAAAUGUAUAAACUCACCAUUAUCACAUUGUUAAAGCUUUUUCUUAGACUUCUCAAAAAUAAGCAAUGUGGCGCUUACAACAUUAUUCAGCAGAACCAUUCAGUUGUUUAGUUUUAGAAAAAUAUGUUUUUUUUUUAAGGAAAUGGUUGGUACGAACCUGGUAUUUCAUCUUAUUACUAUUUCACUAUUUGCAAUAUAUAUUUGUUGAAUAAAAUAUAAGCAAUAAAUGUAUGCAAGUAACA